Vairimorpha ceranae is the source of this 504-nucleotide messenger RNA. RefSeq lists its product as hypothetical. The transcript has a single exon. The coding region runs from base 1 to 504 and encodes 167 amino acids. The record is from RefSeq and is a predicted model, not a curated record. Lineage: Eukaryota; Fungi; Microsporidia; Nosematidae.
AUGAAAGAAAGAAUAGAAAAGUUAAAACGCAAAGGAUAUUUUAAAUCUGCAUUAAUUGACGAAAAAGGAUUUGGAACAUUUAUAAGGAAACAUAAAAUGCAAAAUAUGUAUCUUUGUAAAGCAAAAAAAUACAAAGGAGAAGGAGAUUUGGUUAUAAAAUCGAAUAAACUUAAAGCAAUUGACAUGUACGUUAAUGCUAUGAUAAAUUAUAUCAAAGGAUAUAGAGAAGAAGAACUAAAUUUGAAUAAAGAAAAUAUUAUUGGGUUUUAUAACGGGCUCUACAAAUAUUCAAUAGAAAUUUACAAUAUGAUAGAGGAAACAUCGGUUUACAAACUUUUUGUACAAAGGGUCUUGGUAGCUGUAAAGUUUCAUAUUUUAGGAUUAGAAACAAAACAUGCUGAAAAUGAAUUAGGUAAAAAUGUAUAUGAGCUGUACACGCUUUUUACAAAAAGUUCGGAUUUUUAUAAAAUUGACGAUCUUGAAGAUUUGUAUAAAAAAAUGUAA